Molecule: messenger RNA, 3960 nt
Organism: Zasmidium cellare ATCC 36951
Lineage: Eukaryota; Fungi; Ascomycota; Dothideomycetes; Mycosphaerellales; Mycosphaerellaceae
Exons: 1
Coding region: 1-3960 (1319 amino acids)
Biological process (GO): siRNA processing
Cellular component (GO): nuclear RNA-directed RNA polymerase complex
Molecular function (GO): RNA-directed RNA polymerase activity
Source: RefSeq, a predicted model, not a curated record
AUGGCGAAAAAGCGGAAAAGCUCUGAGAUGGUCCCUCAUACAACGCCAGAAGCACGGCGGCAGCAGAAGCCAAUGGAACUAUCACACGACCUCGCUCAAUUCUGCCAUGACGCCGGAAUUGCCUUACCUAUAGAUGACCGUAUCUCUCCUGCCAAGGACCAGAACGGCAUCGGACAUAAGAUCGUGGGAUCGUAUCGGCUCUUGUGGUGGAAGAACAAACCUGCGUUGGAGAUUGCUAUCAACCAAUUCUUCAGAAGUCUUCCCUCCACUCCAAACAGCACUUCAGAGUUUGUCAAGCUCGAAUUGAUAUAUGAGGCUCUGAGGGGACCGGCGGAGAUGGCCAAAAACCAGAGCAUGACACCAAGGACCGCCAGGAUUGUCGAGAAUGCCUUCGAGCCAAUGCAAGCUGACCCACCAUCACCAUCCCCAACACCAGCUAAGACCAAGGGCAAAGGCAUCAAGGGUCAUUUCACAGCGACUAAAUCGGUAGCAAAAGGGCCACGAGACGACGGCACCUCUGUUUACUAUUCUGCCAAAACUUCAAUGGCACCUCCUGCGGCAGAUACAUCCUUCACAACUGCUGCUACGAAGUCCUUCGACGGGCUGUUCCAAUCCAGUCCGCGCCAAGCGACUCAAGACACGGCAGCGACCUCAUUCAGCGAUAUGUCUACUUCGCCCAGACGGCGAGAAUCCAACUACUUGUCCUCACUUUCUACGACCGAAUGUGGCGAGCUGAUGAACAAGCUUGAGGAGGUUGAGUCAUCUCAGAAGUCAAAGGCUACAGACAAGACAGCACGACCGACUCUACCGCUAUUUGCACCCUCAACCCAGUCACUUCGCGACACAGAAACUACAUGGGGCUCUUCACUCGACACCAGCGCAUAUGAAGAGGGCCAGAAAGACGUCGACCAGUUCAUAGCUAACGGCUAUUACUGGCAGAAGCGAGACAGCGGCGUGGUUAGCGAAGAAGAAUUCGAGACCGCGGAUGAGCACAUUGAAUCGCCGAAGCGUCAGAAACUGAGCACAAAGCUUCAGACUUGUCCUGAGAAUGCCGCGGAUACAGAACCGGCUCAAUUCCGACCCUCACAUGGGUUUGCGCAAUUGCAGCUUCCCGGCGUGUUUUCUUCACUGCCAUUCUACAUCCAAUGGGAGGCACAGCGCCUACUUCAAGCUCAGAUUGUGACGCCGCAAAGGUUACUGGACCAGUGGCGGACAAAAUCCUUGCAGGAGCUGUAUCAGAUCGCGUCGCAGCAGGAAAAGCCAUUCUCUAGAGCUUUCAACGCCGAGCAUCCUGACUACCAAGACAUGACAUUCACUGGAAAGCUGCAAUUUGCAGUGUCGAGCAACGGCGUACUAUUCGAUAUGAAGCUUCAAUAUCCCAGCAAAGGCACCACUUCCGAUCUGCAGCGUCGAUUUGGCAGUGAAAGGAUCCUCUACGUUGACAUGCCGAGCCUCAACAAACCACCAGCCUUCUUGAAAGGCAAAAACCUCAUGAGACGAUUUGAAGAAAUGGCUGAGACUCCACAAACAUUCCUCGGUCGACGAUGGUUCCUCCUUCUUACCCAAGCUCACAAGAAGAGGAAGAAGUCUGACCUGGCAGUAACUAAGCCUGGGGCUAGCCGGCUUGUGUUUGUCGCCAUUGACCACGAAACCACACUACAUGACGUAGUCUCCUACGUUGUGCCGCACCGCGAGAACGCGAAACAGGCCGCGCGGAAACUCUACUCGAGAUUCGAACUUGUGGUAUCCGCCAGCAAGCCGGCAGUUGCUUUUCAGCCAAAGGACAUUGACUAUGGCGUCGAGGACCAGCGUGCGACUUCGGAUCCUGCCGACAAUAGGUUCUUGGACCCAGCCCUCAUGCAGUACUUCUAUGAGCCAGAGGUGUCUGCAAGGGAGAUGAGUGAUGGAUGCUGCGAAAUGUCGCUUUCCACCGCGCGUGAAGUUGCGACGGCGUUGGGGAGAACAGACAUGCCCUCCGCGGUCCAGUGUCGCAUUGCUGGAAGCAAAGGAAUCUGGUACCGAAGACUACGUCAAGCAGGACACACCGACGAACACGACGAAUGUCCAAGCCAUCACAUCAAGAUUGCGAGGACGCAGAUCAAAGUCCUAAGAGAUUCACUGUUGGACUGUGACCCUGGAACGCUGGUCCUAAACGUCCUGAAGGCCAACUCUCCCGCAAGGAGAUCUUUACUGCACAUUGGGUUCUUGCCGAUUCUGCUUGAUCGAGGCGUGCCACGGGAAGCCAUUUUUCAGCCUAUUCGAGAGAACAUUCAGAGACAUUUUGAAGAGCUGCACAUGGCCUUGAAGAGCACAAAACCGACGCCAUUACGCCGAUGGAUGCACGCCCAAAACGAAAUUUGGGAAGAGCGUAGUCGCAGCGGCGGAAUACGAACCCUCGCUGGCUUUCCUCAAGCUCGGGAAGAAAGGAUCGUCCAAUUACUGGAAGCUGGCUUUGUUCCUAGCCAGGACGCAUUCCUUGCUGGCGAGGUGCAGGCCAUGGUAGAACAUUGGCUGGAUGUCACGCGCAAGAAUUUCAAGAUCCCUCUCGGUCGCUCGACUACUCUGAUGGGUAUGGCUGACCCCACCGGCACUCUUGAACCAGGUGAGGUUCACGUAAAUUUCUCGGCACCAUUCAGGGACCACGUCACCGGCGAAGUGCGGUCACUACUGACUGGAGAGGGGUUGGUUGCAAGAAAUCCAGCCAUGGCGCCGUGGGAUAUGCAGAAAGUUCGCUUCGUCUUUUGUUCGGAGUUGGCUGACCUUCCGGACAUGAUCAUCUUUUCAGCGAAAGGCAAAAGGCCAUUGGCAGAACUUCUCCAAGGGGGCGACUACGAUGGUGAUACUUUCUGGGUGUGCUGGGAACCAAAGCUAGUCGCACCCUUCAAGAACGCACCUGCACCAUGGGGGCCGCCGCAAAUCGAUUUUUUUGGCAUCGACAAGGAUCGACAGACGCUGCGAGACUUCGUCACGGAUCCGCGGUCUGAAUCUCAGUGGUGCCAUUUCUUCAGUGAAAUGGCAGUGACUCGAAUUCGGUUCAACCUUCUGGGUACCGUUACCCGCCUUCACGAAUGUCUUGUCUACUUGGAAGGUGGCAUUAACUCCGAGAUGGCCAUUUACCUCGUCCACUUGCAUGACUACCUCGUUGACGCGGAAAAACAGGGCUACAACUUCGACGAGGCCGCCUUUCGCCGCUUCAAAGAGAAGAUCAAACUACCUAAGAAUCUGCCACGGCCUCUCCAUUGGGCUUUUACAAAGAUAGACGAUGAUGAUGAUGAAAGGAACAACAUGAGGGCUCCGAUUGUGGAGGGCAAUGUCAUCGAUGAUGUGUUCCUCAAGAUUGUCAAACCCAAGGCCGACGAAGCCAUGCACCGCGUGAAGCAAGUCCUCUUUCCAGCCCGACAGUUCAUGGAUCCGCAUUUGGGCAAGUUCCUCGAAGAGACGAUAACGUCCGCCCACAAAGGCUCGUUGAUUCGAAGAGAGCUCAAAGCCAUCGAGAGACCGCUGGAAGACAUUCGCCAAGUGUGGAAGACUCACCAGAGGGUGUGGGGUUUCAAUGAGCUGGUCUUGCGGCUCCGCACGAAAUACGAUGCCAUCACACCGCACGACACCUUACAUCCCACUGUCGUAGAGUGGAUGCGGAAGCAAGGCAACGACCUGACGAUCUGGGAGAAGCUCAAAGCCUGCGUGUUCGCCAAGCUUCACCACGGAACGCUGCAGCGAGGUAGACUGGUGUUCUCAGUCGCCGGCAGGGAUCUUUGCAUUAUCAAGCAUCACGAGGUUGGACCAUCACACGCGGUCACGGAGGAGGCGUGGUGCAACUUCAAGAUCAGCAACAAACCCAGAGAGAUCGAAGAGCUCGUCGACGAUGACGACGAACCGGAUGCAGGCGAAGCGGAUGCAGUAGAUCAAGAUGACGAUGACGGAUUCCAGGUGGUGCAGCAGCCUGCCGGCUACUUUUGA